Messenger RNA from Symphalangus syndactylus (siamang), 3711 nucleotides. It is a transcript of the gene SLCO5A1, whose product is annotated as solute carrier organic anion transporter family member 5A1. The record is from RefSeq and is a predicted model, not a curated record. Gene Ontology annotation, cellular component: basolateral plasma membrane. Lineage: Eukaryota; Metazoa; Chordata; Mammalia; Primates; Hylobatidae. Gene Ontology annotation, biological process: transmembrane transport; sodium-independent organic anion transport. Gene Ontology annotation, molecular function: protein binding.
AUUCAGUGAUUUCUCUUCGGCUGGACCGAGGCUGCCUCCUCACGCGGCUCCCAACUAUUCCCGUAGCUCAGUGCCCCCCUCCCGCCGCUGCACUCAGCCAGGCAGACAGACUGACAGACUUGCUAGUCGGCAGCUUCACUCCCGAGGGUGCCGCGAGCCCAGGCGGCGAGGACCCGGUACCCCUGGCGCAGCGAGGUGGGAUGCUCUGCGGACAGCAGCGCUAAGUGCCCCCCAUUCCCGGCGCGGGGUGCACUAGCUCCUGGCCGCGGGCCGAGCGGCGGCGGCGGCGGCGGCGGCGGCGGCGGCGGAGGGGAUGAGCCCGGGACGCGCGAGGCGCCUGCCUCAAGCUACCGCCCGGAGAGGGACGCCGAGUAGGGCUCAUCGCAGGACCGCGCGGACCCUUGCCCCCAGUGGCACGCGGCUGCGGAGCCUUGAAGCCGCGUCUGUGAUCAGGAUGCACUGGGCGCCUCGCAGCUGGUGAGGAUGCCCUGCUGCGCGGCCCUGCGCCCCCAGCCCCAGUCCCAGGUGGGCAAGACUGAGUGGGCCCGGCUUCGGCCCCUCGUGCCGGUGGAUGAAACGUGCCGGCGUGCUUGGGUGCCAUCAGCUAUCAAAUCGGAAUUCUAAGCGCCAUGGACGAAGGCACUGGACUGCAGCCCGGGGCGGGAGAGCAGCUGGAGGCGCCGGCCACGGCAGAAGCUGCCCAAGAGAGGAGCGAGCCGGAGACCUUCAGGUCUAAGAGUUUACCGGUGCUCAGCAGCGCCUCCUGCCGGCCGAGCCUCAGUCCCGCCAGUGGAGACGCCAAGCCGGCCUUGGGCUGUGCAGAUUCUUCGGGCCGCCAGGAGUUGAAGCAAGGCCCGAACCCGUUGGCCCCCAGUCCCUCUGCCCCGUCCGCUUCGGCGGGGCUCGGGGACUGUAACCACAGGGUGGACCUCAGCAAAACCUUCUCGGUGUCCUCCGCCCUGGCCACGCUCCAGGAGCGAAGGUGCCUCUACGUGGUCCUCACGGAUUCCCGUUGCUUCCUGGUGUGCAUGUGCCUUCUGACCUUCAUCCAGGCGUUGAUGGUCUCCGGGUAUCUGAGCAGCGUAAUCACCACCAUCGAAAGGCGCUACAGUCUGAAGAGUUCCGAGUCGGGGCUGCUGGUCAGCUGCUUUGACAUCGGGAACCUGGUGGUGGUGGUGUUCGUCAGCUACUUCGGCGGCAGGGGUCGGCGGCCCCUGUGGCUGGCCGUGGGUGGACUCCUCAUCGCCGUCGGGGCAGCCCUGUUCGCCUUACCUCACUUCAUCUCGCCCCCCUACCAGGUUCAAGAGCUGAACGCCUCGGCCCCCAACGACGGCCUGUGUCAGGGCGGCAACUCCACCGCCACUCUGGAGCCUCCGGCCUGUCCGAAGGACUCGGGAGGAAAUAACCACUGGGUCUACGUGGCUUUAUUCAUUUGCGCGCAGAUUCUCAUCGGAAUGGGCUCCACACCUAUUUAUACCCUGGGACCAACCUACUUAGAUGACAAUGUCAAGAAAGAAAACUCCUCCUUGUACCUGGCCAUCAUGUAUGUCAUGGGAGCACUUGGCCCUGCAGUGGGAUAUUUAUUAGGUGGACUUCUUAUUGGUUUUUAUGUUGAUCCCAGAAAUCCUGUUCACCUUGACCAGAAUGACCCUCGUUUCAUUGGAAACUGGUGGAGUGGAUUCCUCCUUUGUGCCAUUGCAAUGUUUCUUGUGAUAUUCCCAAUGUUUACUUUCCCAAAAAAGCUUCCACCUCGACACAAGAAAAAGAAAAAGAAAAAAUUUUCUGUUGAUGCCGUUAGUGAUGACGAUGUUCUGAAGGAGAAAUCAAGCAACAGUGAACAAGCAGACAAAAAAGUUUCUUCGAUGGGAUUUGGAAAGGAUGUCAGAGACCUACCAAGAGCAGCUGUCAGGAUCUUAAGCAACAUGACAUUCCUUUUUGUGAGUUUGUCAUACACAGCUGAGAGUGCCAUUGUAACUGCUUUCAUUACCUUCAUUCCCAAGUUCAUCGAGUCACAGUUUGGUAUCCCAGCCUCCAAUGCCAGCAUCUACACUGGGGUUAUUAUCGUCCCCAGUGCUGGUGUUGGUAUUGUCCUCGGAGGCUACAUUAUAAAAAAAUUGAAACUUGGUGCCAGAGAAUCUGCAAAACUAGCAAUGAUCUGCAGUGGUGUGUCUUUACUGUGUUUUUCAACCCUAUUUAUUGUUGGAUGUGAAAGCAUUAAUCUAGGGGGCAUAAACAUCCCUUAUACAACAGGACCUUCUCUCACCAUGCCCCAUAGGAAUCUGACAGGAAGCUGCAACGUUAAUUGUGGUUGUAAAAUACACGAGUAUGAGCCAGUCUGUGGAUCAGAUGGAAUUACAUACUUUAACCCUUGUCUGGCUGGCUGUGUUAAUAGUGGUAAUCUUAGCACUGGGAUACGGAAUUAUACAGAAUGCACCUGUGUCCAAAGUCGACAAGUGAUCACUCCGCCCACCGUGGGACAGCGCAGUCAGCUCCGUGUGGUUAUUGUCAAGACUUAUCUCAAUGAGAACGGCUAUGCUGUGUCUGGGAAAUGUAAACGGACCUGCAAUACCCUUAUCCCAUUCUUAGUUUUUCUUUUCAUAGUCACCUUCAUCACAGCAUGUGCCCAACCAUCAGCUAUCAUAGUAACACUCAGGUCCGUAGAAGAUGAGGAGAGACCUUUUGCGCUGGGAAUGCAGUUUGUUUUGUUGCGAACACUUGCAUACAUUCCUACUCCAAUCUACUUUGGAGCAGUCAUUGACACCACCUGCAUGCUCUGGCAACAGGAAUGUGGUGUGCAGGGUUCUUGCUGGGAGUACAACGUGACAUCGUUUCGUUUUGUGUAUUUUGGUUUGGCUGCCGGCCUCAAAUUCGUUGGGUUUGUUUUUAUUUUUCUGGCCUGGUACUCCAUAAAAUAUAAGGAGGAUGGACUGCAGAGGCGGAGGUGGAGAGAAUUCCCCCUGAGCACCGUGAGUGAGAGAGUGGGACACCCCGACAACGCCCGGACUAGAUCUUGCCCAGCUUUCAGCACCCAGGGAGAAUUCCACGAAGAGACUGGUCUGCAAAAGGGGAUCCAGUGCGCAGCACAGACCUACGCGGGGCCCUUCCCAGAAGCAAUAAGUUCGUCUGCGGACCCGGGGCCCGAAGAGCGCCCCGCUGCCUUGGAGCCGGCCUCCUGAAGCUUGAAAAUGGAAGAAUUUAGUUGUGUUGGUUGACUUGAAAAUGGCGACUUGAGAAACAACUGUGCCUUCUUUUCUUUCUUUCUUUUUUUAACCUCUACUGACACAAUCCUCAAACCAACAAAACUCAGUAUACACAGCCGCUAUUCAUUGAGGGCUGGAUACCUCAACAAGACUGAGAGCCUUUCCCCGCUUCUCUCCAACGAGGAGACGUUCAGCUCGAUCUGUUCCCAUUUCCGUUGUGUUCAUUUAAAGCUCGUGCUCCCCUACGGUAUAGGCUGAGGUACACGGUCAGCAAAAUCAUGGGAAGGGGAAUGGCGGUGCAUAUCAUUAACUAACACUCCAAACAAAGGUGAGCUUGCCCAGGACUUGGCAUUUCCAAAUCAAAGUUUUUAGAUAUGAACACCUACUGUGAGUUCUGCUACAAAGCACAAAUGAAUUUGUCUCAACUAUGCAAUUUGAUUGGAAAACUGUAUGUGCAGCAUGUUACGUUUACUUUCACGGAAUAAAGCAGAUACGUUUCUGAAAAGAGGAA